Messenger RNA from Melanotaenia boesemani (Boeseman's rainbowfish), 5300 nucleotides. Its product is annotated as sprouty-related, EVH1 domain-containing protein 2-like. Gene Ontology annotation, cellular component: membrane. Gene Ontology annotation, molecular function: protein kinase binding. The record is from RefSeq and is a predicted model, not a curated record. Gene Ontology annotation, biological process: negative regulation of MAPK cascade; multicellular organism development. The transcript is spliced from 6 exons. The coding region runs from base 632 to 2026 and encodes 464 amino acids. NCBI's taxonomy places the organism in Eukaryota, Metazoa, Chordata, Actinopteri, Atheriniformes, Melanotaeniidae.
CUCGGCUGCCUGCAAUCCAACAUGGAGUAGUGAGAGAUGGGGCUCUAGCGGGGCCACCCCUCGGUAGCAACGGCGACGACGCGCUUUUUUACGCACAACUGGAAGCUGAGUCGUCGGUGAAAACAUGCGCCUUAGGACUUAAUAACGGAGUGUGUGCCUUGUGUGUCCGUGUGUGUGUGUGUGUGUGUGUGUGAGAGAGAGAGAGAGAGAGAGAGAGAGAGAGAGAGAGAGAGAGAGAGGGAGAGAGAGAGCGAGAGAGAGAAAGAGAGAGUGUGUGUGUGUGUGUGUUUGGGGAGGGAAGGAGGGGGGGACAAGGAUUCGGUAACCAAAACUGUCAGUAGCUAUAGGGAACGUUUAUCUCCUUAAUGUGAUGGGGGUAUUAAAGUUAUAGAAAAGGGUCUUUGCGAUUCAUGAGAGACAAGGUGGCUCCGUGGGAGAAGAAGGGGGAAUUAACUGAGAGGAAGACGGAGAAGCAACCAGUCGAAAGCAAGCAAGAGAGCCGACACUCGCACAAAGGCGCAGGGGGGAUUUAUGCGGAAUUGGAGAUAGAAUCGGAAGAGCCGAGGUGAAAGAAUGACGAGUGAAAAGUAUGCAACCGCCGUGGUACAAUACCUGAGGUGAAACGGGAAAAAUGAUAGAAGAAACACACCCAAACGAUGAUAGCUACAUCGUGCGUGUGAAAGCAGUGGUGAUGACAAGGGACGACUCAAGCGGUGGCUGGCUGGCUCAGGAUGGGGGAGCCCUGAGUAGGGUGGGGGUGUGUCGCCUCCUACCAACAGAGCUGGCACCAGUUUUGGGGUCUGGCACCUCACAGUUCCUCAUCCGUGGUGAACGGCUGCGUGACAAGCAGGUGAUCCUGGACUGUCCACUGAGGAAGGAUAUUGUGUACACCAUAGCAAUGCCCACAUUUCACCACUGGACGGUGGAGGACAGGAGGUGUGGCUUGUCCUUCCAGAGUCCAGCUGACGCCAGAGCUUUUGACAGGGGGGUACGGAAAGCAAUUGAGGACUUGGCUGAAGGCUCUACAACCUCCUCUACAGCACUCCAGAAUGAGAGCGAGUUGGGUGACGACGAUGUCUUCACUAACACCACAGACAGUUCAUCCAAUUCCUCCCAAAAAAUGGACAGCUCUCUGCAGCCGCUCGAGUCCUCGCCCCUUCCUCAGAGACACAAGUACAUGCCUGGACAUCGCCAUGACCUCCAUGACUCCUACCGGCUCACAGACCACUACUACUUGGACCAGCCGUUGUCUCGGUUUCCACGCCAUGUCACCUUCGAAGAUGAGGAAAUCGUCCGAAUCAACCCCCGGGAGCGCACCUGGGAGCAGAAAACUGAGCGCCACCUUGGACGCCCGUCGGACCGCUCCUGGCUCACGGGCUACGAGGACUAUCGCCAUGCCAAUAUGCGUGUUAAAUUCAUCCCUGAUGAAUCUGAGUCCUACGUCCACUUUGACAAGACAGAGACACAAAAGCACGACUACACUUACCCACUGGCUCCAGUUCUGUCACCCUCAGACUCUGACCCCGCUCUUGGACCCUUGACCAGUAAGGGCCACAGUGGCUCUUAUCACACAGGUUUCUCCUCAGUUGUCUCCAACCAGCCUCGCUCCUUUCUCCCAAGCUCCUCUCCAUCCUCAAAUGGUGGAAAAGGGAGGAAAGACAAUGGAAUAGAGCGUGCUCAGUGCGAGCACUGCGGCGAGGCCUUUUACAUCUCUGACAACCGAAGAGGCCGGUGCCAGGACGCCCCGGACCCUGUGGGGACAUGCAUACGACAGGUCAGCUGCAUGUGGCUGGCGGACACCAUGCUCUACCACUGCAUGUCUGACCCAGAAGGGGACUACUCAGACCCUUGCUCCUGUGACGGGGGCGAAGGCGGGGGCGGAGGCCGUCUUGGCACGCGCUGGUUAGCUCUGCUUGGCCUGUCUUUGGUGGCUCCCUGCCUCUGCCUCUACCCACCUCUCCAUGCUUGCCACCGGGCAGGACUUACAUGUGGCUGCUGCGGAGGCCGACACAAGGCCCUGAGCUGAGCAGCCGCUUGGAGCCCUCUCAGAGGAAACAAAAGAAAAAACCUAAACCCAACGCAAGCACAGGGAAAGGGAAGGAUGGGGAAACACACACAGAGGGGACUAGUAGUCAUGGCUGCUCGCUCUCUUGCCUUGGUUUCUCUGGUUUCUCUACAAAUUCCAGACACUGAAAUAAGCCAAAAAAGAAAAAAAAAACAGUUGGUGCAUUUUCUGAACAGCCUGGGAAGAUAAGCUCCCCCUCAUGGCAGACAGAUCUCUCAGCUCUCCACGUGGCCAUUUCAUGCUCUGUUUCUAAUGAGAGAGCAGUCUUUUUCAGGGGGGCCUUUUUUAUAGCUGACCUAUAUGUCAUGUAUCACAUAUGCAGGUACUUUAUAUUGUUAUAUUUGUACACUGACUCUGUGUCAAAGAACUUGAAUUGUUUCUUUGUUGUAUUUUUUUUCCUUUUAUGUUUGUGUGGUCAUUUUGUUUAUAUUCUAUUCCAAAAUCAGGCCCGUUCAACUCAGCUCCAGCUACAAGCGAAUUCAGACACUACACUUGUGUGCGUGUGGAUGUGUGUAUGGAUACUUACAGUGCCCGCUGAGGCCUUUGUUGUCUAUACUAAUUGUAGAACUCAUUUAUAUAGCCUUCAUAGCUCUCCACCGUCAACAUCUUAGUUCACUGAAACAAGCGCAGUACUCAUCUUAAUCUUCUAAUAUUCCAAAGAUUCGUGUUUUUAUCCUAUUUAUUUUCACAAUGAAUUGAUCCUCCAGCAAAGUGAUGCAGGGUUGCAAUUCACUCACUGAAUCAGACAUUGCCUCAAGUCGUGCUACAAUAUUUUUGCAUCCCUUCCUCUUUCUCAUUACUUCAAACAGUGCCUAGAAAAUCCACCUUAACCAAGAAACCAAGUCUUAAAUUUCCAGUCAGAUUUUUUGGCUCAUCUUACUUGGCAAACACUUGAAGUGACACGAGAUUUUAAGGCUCUGAUUUCCUUGUUCUUUGCAGAACCUCAACCAGCAGUUGUUAGUGUCAUUUCAAGUACUGAAAAAUCAAUCAGAUAACGUUAAAAUUGGUGCCCAUAUGCCUUAAAUAAAUUUAAAAAAGUGGAGUUUCGUGCCAAGCUUCACCUGUCUCUCUGAAGAUGUCUGCUGUACUGAAAAGUAGGAGCAUGGUCACAGCUCCAAGCAAUCAGCAUAACCAUGUACAGCCCAAUUACACUUGAUUUAAACUAUUUUUGUAAUAAAAAUGAACUUUUAAGAGAAUUUUCAUUACGUGUGUAAACUGUGGACUUUAGUUAGCCUGCGACAUACAAUCAGCUCUCCUCUUUAAGCAUCGCUCAAGUAGAGUGAGCCGGUCCCAUGCGGAACAGCGAAUUUUAAAUGGUUUGGAUGUAUUGAUUAGUUAGAAGCAAUUUCCCAACAAAAGAACAUAAAAUAUAUAGAUGUAUGCUGGUGAAAAUCUGACUUAAUUUUAAUUCUUUAAGAUUAUAAAAAUAAUUUGGAUUGUCACUUUUUACCCUGUUGGGAAAAUGGGAUUAUGAAUGAUUUUGGACAUGUUUAAUAUUGGUUUUUCAUUCGAUUGAGGCUUGAUUAUGAAAGACAAGUCUAAAGGUCUCCCUGAAGUUGCAAAAAAAGUCAAGUCUGGCACGUUAGGAAAUGCAGAAAGUUCAGAUGAAUGUCUAGUUACUUAUUUUGUUGAUCUGAUGCAACAUAUGGUAAAUGGGUCUAGAGGUUUUGUGAAUAUAGGAAACUGCUUGUGUGGGUUUAUAUACAAACAACAGAAUUCAAAUAUUAAUGGCUAAAAAACUUAGUAGCAGACAUCUUAAAUCAUGUUGGUUUAAUCUGUACAAAAACCAAAAAGUGUCCAAUUAUAGAAGGUUGUGUGUUAAACUGUUACUUUUCAAAAGUCUCUGGUUAGACAUUUUUUCAGAUAAUAUACACAUAAAAUAAGAUGUGUAAGCUCAGUUUAUAGAAGUGUUUAUCUUUGUACAAACAAGCUCCCUCCUCUUGUUAAUAUCACUCAUUCAAAAAAAAAAAAAGUCAGACUAUUACUUUAAGGCCAAAAUAUGUUGAAACUUGAAAAUGGGAGACCAACAUGAGAGACAACUCGCUGAAACCACAUGUGACCUGCGUGUGCUACUCAUCUCAGCCCUACAGCAUUUUUUCCCCCUCCAUGCCAGAUUUGGUACAACAUCAGAAGCACAAAGAGUAAAUUCAGAUGCCUGACAACGGCUUGGUUGAAUUCAGAAACAAACUGUUAAAAUCUCUUUUGGGGUCGCGAUGGAUGUGUUGGCGUACAAACUCUGGCAAAUGGAGGAAAACAAGAAAGCUGCCCCCACUUGCCAUUUUGAGUGCCGCCACAGCCGCCCAAUCACGCUCUCACACUGACAGUGCAACACUAAAACUGGCAAUGGCUUUGGUGCUAAGCUUGGGUUAUGGCCCUGUCUGGGAUGUGACGGGGGAACACAAUAUGCUUUUUAAAGAUGAAAAGAAGCAGGACCUCACCGGAAUCCCUUUGGAGAAGACGAGGAGUCUGAAAAACAUUUGAAAACCUGGAAACAAAAAUUCAUCCUUGAUUGUUUUGCCAAGGAAAUGUCCCUUACUGUAGAGGAAAUACAGAAUGCCUGAGGAUGUCUGUUUCAUGCAUCCUGUCCCAUGUACCCAUUUGUAUGUCCUUAGUUUGUGUGAGUGUAUUUAUGCCACAUCCCAGCCCCCCUCCUCUUCCUCUGUCCUGCUCCUUGAUCCAAAGCUACUGGGAUCAACUGAACACACUUUUACAUCCUGACACCUUUCUUGUAGAAUCAGAUCCUUUGAUGUUGCCAUGUGUCAGAGACAGGGCCCAAUCAGAUUGGAAAAUGUGUGUGUGUGCGUGAUUGUUUGUGUAAGUGUCAGCGUCUAAUCUUUUAUUUCCUAUUCAUCUGGUGUUUUAGAGUAAUCUCACCUGUCAGAGCCAUUUACAAGUGCCUGAAUGCAUCCUCUUUAUCUCCUUGUCUAUUUAAAUCGAAAAGAUUAGAGAAAUCACUCUGUACUGAAUUGGAUCCAUUUUUUUACACUUAGUAUUUUUACCUCUGUAAAAACAAAAGAGCAAAAAUUAUAUUAUAUAUAUCAAGUGUAUGUUGUACAUUUUUAUUUCUAUUUUUUUUAUAACUGUUUCUAACAUGUAAGAUGGAUGUAGCUCUUGCUUUCGAGAAGGAAAAGGAAGUACUUUGUAGAUACUGAAGGGUGGCCAGGUCUGUAAGAAAACUAAAGUGAAAUGUGUGUCUUACCUUCUGCCUCUAAUAAAAUGAGAGAACAUAGUGAAA